Molecule: messenger RNA, 3618 nt
Organism: Arabidopsis lyrata subsp. lyrata
Lineage: Eukaryota; Viridiplantae; Streptophyta; Magnoliopsida; Brassicales; Brassicaceae
Product: bromodomain-containing protein DDB_G0270170
Exons: 9
Coding region: 487-3234 (915 amino acids)
Molecular function (GO): protein binding
Source: RefSeq, a predicted model, not a curated record
AUAAUAUUUCAUUUUAAAACGUGUUUAUACAUUUUAGGUAAGUUCAAAAACACAAAUACAGUACAUGAUCCUACUCGUUCUCUUAAUUUUAAAAUUACACUUCUGAUUAAGUAACUUUAAAUGAAAUUCCUUAAACACGAGUGCCUAGUGUAAAGCGCGUGAGUAACGUGUCUAAGCUUCAAUAAGAAAUUGAUGACGUGGAAACUAUAAUUAAUAAAAAUAACAAAUUUAACUAGCCGGGCAACGGGUAGUAGCUAACGUCCGUCUAUUAACGCCGUUUAUAUAGCGCAGUUUUUUUUUGAAUACAUCAAAUUAUCCGAACCUAAGGCUCAGACUUAGCUUCGGUUGACCAAAAGUUUCUUCAUUUUCUUCCUUUCUCUCUCCUACCCGGAAAAAAAAAAAUAGAAAGUUGCAGAGAGAGAGAGACCUUAGCUGUAGAGAGAGAAAGGGAUUGGGUGUUGUGCACUGAGUUCGAUAGAGAAGAAGAUGAGUCAGAUCGCGAGACGGCGGAGGAAAGGUCGACCGUCGAAGGCGGAUCUGGCGGCGCGGCGUAGUAGUUCGUCUCCGGGUGAAUCGGGAUAUGAGCUCCGGCGAGGUCAAAGGCAGCGAAAUGUGAGGUAUAACUUCGAUUUCGAUGAUUACUUCGACGAGGAGGAAGAGGAUGAUGUUGAAGAGGAGAAGAAGAGACAGAAGAAGCUGAAACAAGUUCUUAAGCUGAACCAGAGCCGUGCUAGAGCUGACCCUCCGAUUAAGAGUCGAGCGCGUGUGAGACACGCGUCUGAUUAUGAAGAAGAAGAAGAAGAAGAUGAUGAGGACGAUGAAGCAGAGGAGGAGGAGGAAGAUGUGAGUGAGAAGAGGCAAGUGAAGAAGAGGAAGAUUAACCGUCACGACGACGAAGAUGAAGAAGAAGAGAAGGAUUAUGAUGUGGAAGAGAAAGAGGAAGAAGAAGCUGAUUCUGAGGAAUAUGAUGAUAAGGAAAGGAAGAGGAGGAGUGCUUCUGGGAUUCAGUGUGAUCAUUUUUCAGAAACAACACCUAUCCUUGACAAGAAGUCUUUGGAGUUGAUUCUUGACAAACUUCAGAAGAAAGACAUCUAUGGUGUGUAUGCAGAACCGGUUGAUCCUGAAGAGCUUCCUGAUUAUCAUGAGAUGAUAGAGCAUCCCAUGGAUUUUUCCACAGUGAGGAAGAAGCUUGCACAUGGAUCAUAUUCUACAUUGGAAGAGCUUGAGAGCGAUGUCUUAUUGAUUUGCUCAAAUGCGAUGCAAUACAAUUCCUCAGAUACUGUGUACUAUAAACAGGCAAGGACUAUUCAGGAAAUGGGGAAGAGGAAGUUUGACAAGGCAAGAAUUAAGAUUAAACGUGCUGAGAAAGAGCUUAAAACAGAUGAAAAGGUGAAACCUGGCAGCUCUGUGAAGAAGCAAGUGAGACAGCCAUUUAGUCGAAAUGGUCUAGAGCCCGUUGGUUCUGAUUUCUCCUUUGGUGCGAACCUUGCAAGUGGAGGAGCUUCUCAAAAUGAACCUGUUUUAACUCAAACUGGCGGACAUGAAAAGCACAGCUGUACAGAUGUGUUUUUUGAGGGAAAUGCAUCCUUAGUAGACAAUCUGGAGAAAGCAGAAGACUUGUCAUCCGGAAAGGGUCUUGUUGGUAAGUGUGGGAGGAAGCUGUCGGUUGUUGAGGAAGACCGCCGUGCAACCUAUGAAAAUUCUGAUCAGCAGGCCGAUAGAUCGGAGUCCAUAUUCACAACAUUUGAGAGUGAAAUCAAGCAGUUUGUUGCUGUAGGGCUUCAUGCAGAACAUGCGUAUGGUAGGAGCCUUGCACGUUUUGCUGCUACUCUUGGACCCGUUGCAUGGAAAAUAGCUUCUCAGCGAAUUGAGCAAGCACUUCCUGCAGACUUUAAGUUUGGUCGGGGAUGGGUUGGAGAAUACGAGCCGCUUCCUACGCCAGUACUUCUAUUUGAAACCUACACACCUAAAGAACCACCUAAAGAAGCAUCUGUCUUUUCAAAGCCAAAAUCAAAUGCUGCUGCAAAGAAGAAUGAGACACUGUUUAAGACUCCUCUGCCCGUAAAGGAACAACAGGGUAACAGACCCGUUCGAGAUGGAAACCGUGCAUUCCCAUUUCCAACAUCUAUUGGGGCUUCGUCAGAAGGGAGUCCUUCUUUUGUUGCUACUCAAGUAGGAAACCUAAAAUCAAUGAGCCAGCAUGAAUAUCGAAAUCCUUCUCCGCUAGAUUUUGUCAAGUCCCAAAAUAGGAUUCCUCAGCAAGUAGAACUGAAUUUACCCCCACCAGCAGAACAAUCCAAUUCCGGUUCUACUUGUGUUUCGGAAAACCGUAGCUUUGGAAAAUCAGAUACAGUGGCAUCAUACAGGUCAUCAAGUGACAUGAUGAGGAACAUGACUUCUAAAGAUUCUGAACAUUACAAGCAUCAGAUGACUACUAACGGGAUCUUUCCUGGUGGAUUGAGUAAUGGCAAAGACUCUCCUGGUGUGAGCAACAGAAUGUUUGAUCUAUCUACUGAUUUUGCUAAUCAAAUGAGUCGCACAGCAACAAGUUCACAACAACCCAUGAGACAACAGAGUCAAAGCCACGGUGAACAAGCACAGUUAAUGAGAAACUUCAAUGAGAAGGCUAGAACACAGCACAACUCUACUUAUAAUCAUCCUAAAGCUGAUGCUCCACCUAAUGUCUCGUCACCACAAUCCGCAAGAAGUGAAGAUUCGAGCAAUGCUUCUGUAGCAGCUGCAAGAGCAUGGAUGUCGAUAGGAGCUGGAGGGAAUAAUAAACAAACAUUUGAAAAUCCUACUAAUCUGAGGAGCAGCCACAUUUCUGCGGAGUCCUUGUAUAAUCCGUCAAGGGAACAACUUCACCAACAAGCUUUCAAACCAAGAGACCCCGAAGAGACACAGUUCCAUCCUCAGAGGAAUGGUUUCCCUUUCCAGACAUUUGUGCACCAGCCUGUUCACGGGAUGAUGAACGUAGGAUCACAACCAAUUCAGAACAACCGACCGAUUGUUUUUCCUCAGAUGGCUGCUCCAACUUCUGAUUUCACAAGAUUCCAUGUCCAGUCUCCAUGGCGAGGAGGCAUUACUCCACAAGUCCAGUUGAAGCAGAGACAAGAGAAUCUCAAUCUCCCACCAGAUUUGAACAUCGGAGUUCAUUCGCCUGAUUCUCCUGCAAAACAAUCUUCUGGUGUUCGUGUCGAUUCCCAACAGCCUGAUUUGGCGCUACAGCUCUAAAAAAACAGCCAUGAAGAAAACCCAAGCAAAUGAUACCGCCACAGCCUUUUCUGUUUUCUGUGCUCAUCAUUACACCAGGCGAUAAAGUGGGCUGGAUAUGUAAUUGAUCGCUGUGGUAUCAAAACGGAAACAAACAUAAGGCCAAGAGCUGUUUUACCGGGUGAGUCUACAUGUGAAUCAAAAUCUUUUACCAGGCUUCUUUAUUUUUUUUGAUGUGGUUAGUUUUAUUUCGAGGUUCAGGCUGGUUAGAGUCAUCAGUCAUCAGUAUAGUUGGUCUAAGAGUUAAAAUUUGGAGAUUUUUAUUGAUAUCGACAUCCCGGUUAGCUAACUAUGUUCCUAACGUAGAUGUUUCAUCAAACCAAUCCAAGUUCUUGAUUCACCUGA